Messenger RNA from Eufriesea mexicana, 5322 nucleotides. Its product is annotated as transcription elongation factor SPT6. The record is from RefSeq and is a predicted model, not a curated record. NCBI's taxonomy places the organism in Eukaryota, Metazoa, Arthropoda, Insecta, Hymenoptera, Apidae. Gene Ontology annotation, biological process: nucleosome organization; transcription elongation by RNA polymerase II; transcription elongation-coupled chromatin remodeling. The transcript has 11 exons. Bases 66 to 5288 code for a protein of 1740 amino acids. Gene Ontology annotation, cellular component: transcription elongation factor complex. Gene Ontology annotation, molecular function: nucleosome binding; DNA binding; histone binding.
UUCAUUUUCUUAUUAAUAUUUCUGUACAUUUUUUUUUCGAAAAAUUCUUAUAUUUCUAAUAAAAUAUGGCAGAUUAUUUAGAUGCUGAAGCUGAAGAAAGUGAGGAGGAGGAAGAACUUGAUAUUAACGAAAGGAAAAAGCUUAAAAAAUUAAAAGCUAUGCAUGACAGUGACGAUGAAGAUGAUGAAGAAGAUGAAGGAGAAGUUCCAGGUCUUAUUGAUGAUAAUCCAAUCGAAGAUGACAAUGAUGGUGAAGAUAGUGAUGGAUCUGAUGAUUCUAGAAAACGUAAAAAAAGUGAUGAUGAAGAUUUUGAUGAUCGUUUAGAAGAUGAAGAUUAUGACCUACUUGAAGAAAAUUUAGGAGUUAAAGUUGAAAGGAAACGUCGUUUUAAGCGUUUACGUAGAAUACAAGAUGAAGAAUCAGAAGGAGAAGAAGAAAGAGAAGUAGAUGAUGAAAGAGAUGCAAUUGCUAAUGAAUUGUUUCAAGGGUCUGGAGAAGAAGAUGAAGAAAAAAGUGAAGUUAGCCAUAGAGGUGAAAUGGAAGGAUUUGAUGAGGAUGAAAGUGAAGAUGAAGAUGAUUUCAUUGUGGAUGGAGAUGGAAUACCUAUAACUGAAAAAAGAAAAAAAAGAAAACCUAUUUAUUCAGAUGCUGCUUUGCAAGAAGCUCAAGAUAUUUUUGGAAUCGAUUUUGAUUAUGACGAAUUUGGAAAGUAUGGCGAAGAUGAAUUUGAAGAGGAAGAAGAGGAAGAAGAGGAUGAAUACAUUCAUGACGAGAUAGAAGACCGACCUAGACGAUCAAAAAAACAUUUUAAGAAAAAAGGCACGAGACAAAGUAUUUUUGAAGUGUAUGAACCUAGCGAACUUAUACGCGGCCAUUUUACUGACGUGGACAAUGAGAUUCGAACUACAGAUGUUCCUGAGCGUAUGCAGCUUCGUGCCUUUCCUAUUACACCAACAGUAGAAGGUUCAGAUGAAUUAGAUCUUGAGGCAGAAUGGAUAUACAAACAAGCAUUCUGUCAACCAACAAUUUCAAUACAAGAUGCGAAUCUAAAUGAAGAAGCCAAAGAGAGAGCUAAAAAGGGUCCACAAACAGUCGGCAAAAUUAAGAAAGCUUUAGAUUUUAUGCGGAACCAGAACUUCGAAGUUCCGUUUAUUUCAUUUUAUAGAAAAGAAUAUGUUUCACCUGAGUUAAAUAUCAAUGAUUUAUGGAAAAUUUAUAAAUUCGAUAUAAAAUGGUGUCAGCUCAAACAGAGAAAAGAAAACUUACUGAAAUUAUUUGAAAAAAUGAGAAACUUUCAAUUAGAUAAUAUUAUGAAGAAUCCUGAUGCUCCACUACCCGAUAACGUACGACUUAUUAAAGACGAUGAUAUUGAACGACUUAAAAAUGUUCAAACAUUCGAAGAACUGAAUGAUAUUUAUCGACAUUUCAUGUUAUAUUAUAAUCAGGAUGUAUCAGCCAUGCAAGAAGAUGCACGCAAGAAAGAAAAAGAAGCAAGAAAGAAAGCUAAUUUAGAGAAAAGAAAACAAAAAAUUGCUGAAGCUGAAGAAAAUGGGGAAAAUCCUCCUGAAGAAUCUGUCGAUGUGGAGGAGGAAGAAGAAGUAGAUGAAUCAUUAAAACAGCCAGUUAGGAAAGGUCCUUACUACAUUUGUAGGAAAGCUGGUUUAGAAGGACUUGCUAAAAAAUUUGGCCUUUCUCCUGAACAUUUUGCUGAAAAUCUUCGGGAUAAUUAUCAACGUCACGAAGUAGAUCAGGAACCAACAGAACCAACAGUAGUAGCAGGUGAUUUUUGUUCAGCAAUUUUUAAAACAAAUGAUGAGGUACUUAAAGCGGCACAAUUAAUGGUUGCAAUUCAAUUAGCGCAUGAACCCCUAGUACGUAAAUGUAUUAGAGAAAUGUAUAUGGAAAGAGCAAAACUAUGUGUAAGACCAAAUAAAAGAGGACUAAAGGAGAUAGACGAAAGUCAUGCCAUUUAUGGAUUGAAAUAUCUUAAAGACAAGCCUGUACGAGAUCUUGUUAGUGAUCAAUUUCUAAAAUUAGUUAUGGCAGAAGAAGAUAAAUUAGUUACACUUUCCUUCAGUGAUAUGAUAGAAGGAAAUACCAGCAAUAAUUAUAUCGAUGAAAUAAAGCAAUUAUAUUACAGGGAUGAAUUUAGUAAAAGUGUACAAGAUUGGAAUACAUUAAGAACUGGUAGUGUUGAAAUAGCUUUGACUCGUAUCAUCAUACCGCAAUUAAAAAAGGAAUUGCGAUCUAAUCUUUUAUCGGAGGCAAAAGAAUGUAUCAUGAAAGCUUGUUGCCGCAAAAUGUAUAAUUGGAUAAAGAUUGCUCCAUACACUUGCGAAUUCCCUGAAGAAGAUGAUGAAGAAUGGAAUACUAGUAAAGGAAUUCGCGUGAUGGGUUUAGCUUAUGUACCUGAUCCAUCUCAAGCUGCUUUUACUUGCAUAGUUUCGCCAGAUGGAGAAUGUACCGAUUACCUGAGAUUACCGCAUUUAUUAAAGCGUAAAAAUAGUUUUAGAGAAAAUGAGAAAAUGAUGAAGGAGGCUGAUUUACUAGCAAUUAAAAAUUUGAUAGCCACUAAAAAGCCACAUGUUGUGGUAGUAAGUGGCGAAUCUAGAGAAGCAUUAAUGGUAGUAUCUGAUUUAAAAGAAUGUAUAUCCAAUCUUGUAGAAGAAGAACAAUUUCCUACAAUUCAAGUGGAAAUAUGUGAUAAUGAAGUUAAUAAAGUUUAUGCAAAUAGUAAUAGAGGUAUAGCUGAAUUUAGAGAUUAUCCAGAAUUAUUAAGACAAGCUAUAUCUUUAGCAAGAAGACUACAAGAUCCUUUGCUAGAGUUUUCUCAAUUAUGUACUGUAGAUGAAGAAAUUUUGUGCCUUAAAUAUCAUCCUUUGCAAGAUCAACUUCCUAAAGAUGAUCUUAUAGAAAAUUUAUAUUUAGAAUUUAUAAAUCGUAUAAAUGAAGUGGGAGUAGAUUUAAACAGAGCAGUUCAACAGCCUUAUACAGCAAAUUUAGUACAAUUUGUAUGUGGCUUAGGUCCGCGGAAAGGACAAGCACUGAUUAAAAUUUUGAAGCAAACAAAUCAGAGACUAGAAAAUAGAACACAACUUAUAACAGCAUGUCAUAUGGGACCUAAAGUAUUUGUUAACUGUGCUGGUUUUAUUAAGAUAGAUACAAAUAGUUUAGGGGACAGUACAGAGGCAUAUGUAGAAGUACUAGAUGGUUCGCGUGUCCAUCCAGAGACAUAUGAAUGGGCUAGGAAAAUGGCGGUAGAUGCUUUAGAAUAUGACGAUGAAGAUGCAAAUCCUGCUGGAGCUUUAGAAGAAAUUCUUGAGUCACCAGAAAGAUUAAAAGAUUUAGAUCUAGAUGCAUUUGCAGAGGAACUUGAAAGGCAGGGUUUUGGAAAUAAGUGCAUUACUCUUUACGAUAUAAGAGCCGAACUUAAUUGUAGAUACAAAGAUCUUCGUAUACCUUAUCAGUCUUUAAAUACAGAAAAAAUAUUUGAUAUUUUAAGUAAAGAAACCCCAGAAACUUUUUACGUCGGUAAAUUAGUUCUAGCAACAGUUGUUGGUAUAACUCGUAGAAAACCGCAAGGAGAUCAAUUAGAUCAAGCAAACCCUGUUCGAAAUGACGAAACUGGAUUAUGGCAAUGUCCAUUUUGUUUGAAAAAUGAUUUCCCAGAAUUGUCUGAGGUAUGGAACCAUUUUGAUGCUGGUGCAUGUCCUGGAAAAGCAACUGGAAUUCGUUUAAGAUUGGAUAAUGGAAUAUCUGGCUAUAUUCAUGUAAAAAAUUUGUCGGAUAAACACGUUGCUAACCCAGAAGAGAGAGUACGUGUCGGCCAAGUAAUUCAUUGUCGUAUAACAAAGAUCGAAGUAGAACGAUUCAGUAUUGAAUGUACUAGUAAGACAAGCGAUCUUAGUGAUAAAAAUCACGAAUGGCGACCGCAACGGGAUGUUUAUUAUGAUACGGAGGCAGAAGAGAAAGAUACAAAAACAGAAGAGGAUGCUAAAAAAAUACAGCAAAGACAAACUUAUGUCAAACGUGUUAUAAUUCACCCCAGUUUCCAUAAUAUAAGCUUUGCAGAAGUUGAAAAAUUAAUGCAAACUGUAAAACAAGGAGAAGCAGUAAUACGACCUAGUAGUAAAGGAGCCGAUCAUUUAACUGUAACAUGGAAAGUCACAGACAAUAUUUAUCAACACAUUGAUGUAAGAGAGGAAGGCAAAGAAAAUGCAUUCUCUUUAGGUCGAAGCUUAUGGAUCGGCAACGAAGAAUUCGAAGACUUAGAUGAAAUUAUCGCAAGACAUGUUAAUCCGAUGUCCGCAUAUGUUUUGGAACUUUUAGAGUUUAAAUAUUAUAAACCAAAUGUGGAAGGUAUCAAAGAUAAAGGAGAAGAAAUUUUAAAAGAAGAGAAAAAACAAAAUCCUGGUGGAAUACCAUAUAUUGUAUCAGCAGCUAAAAACUACCCUGGAAAAUUUUUACUCUCAUAUUUACCACGAACUCGUUGCCGUCAUGAAUAUGUUACUGUAACACCUGAUGGAUUCCGAUUCAGAGAUCAAAUGUUCAAUAGAGUGAGCGAUUUGUUUCGUUGGUUCAAGGAACAUUUUAGAGAUCCUAUACCAGGUCAAAGUACACCUGGUACUCCGCAUGGAGCUAUGACUUCCAGAACACCAUAUAAUGGUACACCAGGAGUAAAUGAAGUAAAUUCAGAUACAAUACAGAGAGUAGCACAGAAUAUGCCACAUCAUAUGCUACAUUCUCUCUCGAAAGUAGCAAAUCAGACUCCACAUCAUUAUCCACCAUAUACCCCAGGAGCUGCUAGUGUUAAUAACUAUGGAAUGUAUGGAAGUACACCAUAUACACCUUCUGGCCAAACACCAUUUAUGACCCCAUAUCAUACACCACAUCACACAUCUCAUCAUACCCAAACACCGAAUCACUCUCAAGGACCAUUUUUACAACCAAUUCCUCCUGCAAUUAAUUCAAAUUCACAUAGAACUGCAAGAUCACAUAGAUCUGUCUCUAAUGCUUCCAAUGCAACAAAUUGGACAAAAGCUGCAGAGGCAUGGGCUCGAUCAAAACAAUCUACUUCAAAAGAAUUUAAUACUACACCAAGAUAUGAUGAAUCUAGAAAAACUCCACGGAAUCAGGAAGUUCAAAAUGAGAAAAUAACUCCACGUAAUAGAACUCCAUCUGCUCGUACUCCAUCUUACAAAUCUCCUAGAGGAACUCCAUUUACGAAUUCUAGUCCCCGGAGUAUGUCUCUAAGUGGAGAUGGUACUCCUUUAUAUGAUGAAAGUUGAGAAAAUAAUGUUUCACAUGUAGCUAGGACACUUG